AUGGAAUGGGAUUCAGUUGUUUAUUCAAGAUGGCACCGGCCAAAACCCAGUCCUUACUUAUCACGGUUUAUCAAAGUUUGUUUUGGAAAUUCCCAAGAUCGCUAUAUGGUACCUGAAGAUCUUAUCCGUCCGCAUCGCCAAUUGUCGCGCCGUCUGAGCUAUAUUUCAACAUCCGAUGCUCUCGACCUUCAGGAAGCAGACAGUCAAGUGGGCCACACAUUUAUCCACUAUCUAUAUUCUGGAACGUAUGAGUCCCUUGAUUAUAAUGGUUUAAAUACCAUGUAUACUCGAGGAAAAGACUUUGAGCAUGGUAUUCUCGUUUAUUCUGCCGCGAUUGAAUACGACAUAGCAGAACUAGCUCAACUUGCCAAAGAUGAAGUGAGCCAGGCUGCAGCAGAUCUCGAACUCUCUAGUGUAAUCAGACAUGCUAGAAAGGUUUUCGACUCCUUACCGCGUGGGAACAAAUGGAUUUUCGAGCUCCUGGCGUCUUUGAUGGAGGAGCGUCUGGAGAAGGAUGCGCAUACUUUCCUAAAGGAAAACUUCUUCGAGGGCUUCGGCAAGCACGGGACCUUCGACCCGCAUCUGUGUCGAUUCAUUGUUGAGAUUUACGAGAAAAGAAUAUCCGAUCUGGCUGAAAAGAUUGAAGGAAACUCCGAACACGAUCAAGAAGAAUCUAUUCAUGAGAAUGGUGUCUCCGCAGAAGCAUCGGAUGAAGAACCAGAUCUCGACGCAGGCGACGAUGCUCCAGCGAUUGAAGACCUUGAAGCAUCGGAUGCAGAACCAAAUCCCGGCGCAGGCGACGAGGUUCUAGAGACUGAAGACCUUGAAGCGGAACAACCAACAGAACCGGCUUCCCCCAUUGAAUUUGACGUAACUGAUUCUCCGCCUGCUGAAGAAUAUAAACCGUCUGCAGAUCUUGAAAUCCCUGAACCCCAGUCAGAAGAUCAAAUCCAGGAAGAAAACGCGGCCGACCCUGAAACUCCAACUUUUGCUACUGAAAACCCCGGUAUUCUCGAACAAAAUCCUGAUCUGGUUGAAAAUACCAAAGAAGAUGUUUGGGAGUGGCCGAGCUCAUUGGCAGUUAGCAAGAAAUCCAAAAAGACCAAAAAGGACAAAAAGGAGAAAAAGGACAGAAAGAAAAGCAGCAAAGUAGAUUCAAGCCCAUGA
This is a messenger RNA of Talaromyces rugulosus, 1167 nucleotides long. RefSeq lists its product as uncharacterized. The coding region runs from base 1 to 1167 and encodes 388 amino acids. The transcript has 2 exons. NCBI's taxonomy places the organism in Eukaryota, Fungi, Ascomycota, Eurotiomycetes, Eurotiales, Trichocomaceae. The record is from RefSeq and is a predicted model, not a curated record.